AUGACAAUCGACUGGGAACCUGUCAAGGCGGACAUUCAUGAUCUCUACCAUGUUCGGAACAAGACGCUCGACGAUGUCAUGAGGAUCAUGCGUGGGCGGCAUGGAUUCAGUGCCUCCAGCGGUAGUAUCAGCUACGAUAGCACAAACUCAACACCAUCAGCAAUCAUUGCCACGCCUGAGUUCUCCUUUAACUUUCCUGAUCCAUCAAGCGACAUCUACACUGGAGAAGAUGACAAAACGGAGCUGCACAACGCCAUCAUUAAUCAAGACAGCCAGAAAGUCCAAUGUCUUCUCGACCGCGGUACUCCUGUGGAUACCAAAGACACUGCUGAGAAUGAGCCUCUUCACAACGCCGUUGGGGGCACCUUGGACAGUGUCCUCUGCAUGCGGCUGUGUCAAACAGUGCCAAUCUGGCAAUUUUGUUAG
Messenger RNA from Colletotrichum siamense, 426 nucleotides. RefSeq lists its product as uncharacterized. The record is from RefSeq and is a predicted model, not a curated record. Bases 1 to 426 code for a protein of 141 amino acids. Lineage: Eukaryota; Fungi; Ascomycota; Sordariomycetes; Glomerellales; Glomerellaceae. The transcript has 3 exons. Gene Ontology annotation, molecular function: protein binding.